UAUCGCGUAAAAAGUCGUCGUUUAAUUCGGGUCAUAUUUUCUUUCCAUUGUUCAAGUGUUACAAUACGACCAUUAGAAAAGAAGAAAAAUAAGAAGAGAGAAAAAAAAAGUUGGAAGAUUACUCAAAACGAAUAUGUCUUUAAGCCCACAUAAUAAGCUGGGAUUUGGUUAUUCCUUACUAGCUAUUGUGUUUCGUAUGUGUUCAACCGAAUUUUUCUUUUUUCAGACAAAUAAUUUCGUAUGUAUGCAUAUGACAAUACGUAAGCAAAAAGAAAAAAAAAUUGAUUUGGUAAUUUUCUGAAAACGCACACACAGGCGUACGCGCACAAUAAGGAGUAAGACAACUUGCGAAGACACAAUUAAAGGGAUUCCUAGAAAGAAAGAAAAAAUACCAUUACACUUCUUUAGUUGAAGGGAGCUGCACCUUCUCCCGAAUUUAGAAAUUUUGUGAUUUCAUUACUUUUGAACAAUACACAGUAUUCGGCGAGCAAACGUUAGAAAAGUUCUUACAACGUAUUUUGGACAAUUUGUGGUCGUGAAACGUUUAAAAAAACAAAGGCGUUUUCAUAUUCAUUGUGAUAUUAAAACAACGUAAAGCAAUCGAAUACGAUUUAUAUAGCAACCUUACGAAUACAAGACAUUGAUAUCAAGCUACUUGAGAAUCCUUAAAAUGAACAACUUGAAUAGCAGCAUUGACGAGGUUGUAGAGUGUCCCUUGUGCAUGGAGCCGCUCGAAGUUGACGAUUUGAACUUCUUUCCUUGCACUUGCGGUUACCAGAUUUGCAGAUUCUGCUGGCAUAGAAUACGAACUGAUGAAAAUGAGCUUUGCCCUGCGUGCCGAAAGGAGUAUCCUGAAAAUCCAGCCGACUUUAAACCAUUAACACAAGAAGAGAUGAUAGCUUUUAAAUCUCAGAAACGGCAACGCGAUCAACAGCGAAAGCAGAAAAUUACGGAAAAUCGAAAACAUUUAGCUAAUGUUCGUGUUGUUCAGAAGAAUUUGGUGUUUGUGGUUGGUUUACCACCGCGGCUCGCUGAUGCUGAUAUUCUUAAAAAACACGAGUAUUUUGGAAAAUAUGGAAAAAUUCAUAAGGUAGUAAUUAACCCCAGUACAACAUACGCGGGAAUUCAGGGUCCCUCUGCUUCGGCCUACGUAACUUAUGUACAUAAUACGGACGCGUUGCGUGCAAUACAAAGUGUAAAUAAUAUAACGAUUGAUGGGCGACUUAUAAAAACUAGUCUGGGAACUACAAAAUAUUGCAGUCACUUCAUGAAAAAUCAACAAUGCCCCAAAAGUGAUUGCAUGUAUUUGCAUGAAUUGGGCGAUCCAGAAGCAAGUUUUACUAAAGAGGAAAUGCAUCAAGGAAAACAUCAGGAGUAUGAAAAACGACUCCACGAGGUUUUGAUUGCAUCUUCUACUUCUAAUUCCAACGGCCAUAACUCGGCCGCUACAAAUCUUAAAAAUUUGGAAAAUGGAAGAUUAAAUAAUGCGCCCAGUUUAAUAACGUCAUCUUCGUGCCUGGUAACUACAUCAAUGGCAGGUCCUUCGUUUACUAGCGCAUCAACAGCGGCAUCAGUUGUCGCUACGGUCCAUCAAAAAGAUGCUUGGCCAAGUUUGUCGGUUUCACCAGUUACGACGAGAGAAUCUUCGUUAAGUCUAGGAGUAAAUAGCAAUAACAAUAAUAAUGGAAAAAAUAAGAAAGAUCGCAGCAAACCAGAGAAAUCGAAGAACGAUAAAGUUGUUAAAAUAAAACAUAAAAGCAGCAACAGCAACAACUCUGCUAAUGUCAAUGCAAAUUCAACGGGGAAGGAUACGGAUACAAGUGUGUCCUCAUCAUCAGCUUCUCAUGGAGAUGAUAGCUACUCUCCAUCUGAUGGCAAAUCCAAAUCCGAUAAGAAUAAAGAUAAACACCAUAAUACUACAUCAAGUCGUCAGAUACUGCGUAAAGAAGACUCUUUAUGUUAUUCGAACGAAAAUGACGCGAAGGCUCACGAUUAUACGAAAUAUGGAAUGGGACAUAACUCUGUCAAUAAACAGCACAAACAGAGCGCUAAUAAAAAUGACGAUCAGCGUUCGCUUAGCUCAAGCAGUGGCAGCAGUAGUAGCAGCAGCAGCAAUGAAAGUUCAAUAUCAGCUAAUGAGAGUAUCAGCGGAAAAAGUUCCCCGGGUGAUUUUAUCGAAAAUAAUUCUCACAAUAGGCAAACAUGUUCAUCAACAGAAAAAGAUGGAAAAAUUUUCUCGGAUGCAUUACCGACCAAUAAGAAGGAAAACGUAUCAGACGAAAAUUCGGAAAAGAUAGAAAAUAACAUUAACAAGGGAAGUAAUGCAAAAGAAAACAAUGACAAUGCACACAGAAUAAAACCAUUAAAUCACAAUAGCAGCGACGGUACAUUAAAUUUGGUUAAAAACGAUUUUCCAUUGGAAGACUUCUCUAAACUGAGUCUUUUUGACGGCAACAGUUUUUUUUCUUCUGGCGUUGGAGGUUUUCAACAAUCGUUGUUGCUGAAAAACAACAAAUUGGUCGACGAGACGGCACUUCCCAUACAAAUUAAUCAAGCCAAUCCCCAUUUACCGGAUCUUAUAAACGGAAUCGAUGUUUACCAGAACAACACAUUAAACACAAAUGACUGGGAAGAUGCGUUCAAAAGCGUUUUACCGAAAACCAAUAAGCAAAUGGACGACAAACUGCAGCAUCAAAUGCAUCUACAGCAGCAACAGUUUCAUCAACAACAACACAUUCAGCAUCAAGAUGACAUCCAUCGUCUUCAAGAGAUUCAAAAAAGAAAUAGUCUCUUAAAUUCUCUUGGGCUUGCACAAAUGAAUAGAAAUCAUCACGAUUUGCAAAAUGUAACAAAUUCACUUUUAACUGGUUGCGAGAGACAAACAAAUUUACCAUCACAGCAGCAGUUACAACAUCAAAUGUUGCAACAGCAAAAUUCAAACGAUAACUCAUUUCACAAUUCUCUAUUUGGCACAAAUAUGUCGAAAUUCUUUGAUUUCCACAAGAAUCAACAACAAAAAAUGCAGAGUUGUUUAAACAACGCUGGAGUCUCGAUUAAUGGAAAUCCAUCUUUAUGCGACAAUAUGCAUAUGAUGUCUUUGUUAGAAAACAGCCGCACACAUUCUCAGCUCUUUGAUGCAAACUGUAUAUCUACGUCUUUGCAACAACAGCAACAACAGCAACAACAGCAGCAGCAACAACUUCAAAAACAGCGAUUCUUUGGAAAAUUCGAUCAAAUGUUAUGUCAACAGCAACAGCAGCAACAACAACAACAACAGCAACAGCAGCAGCAACAACAGCAGCAACAACAACAGCAGCAGCAGCAACAGCAACAACAGCAGACGCAAAAUUCUCAGCAUAGUUCCCUGCAAUCGCAAGCAAAUAAUUUGCAAAACCAUUUUAUACAAAAUGCAAACACGGACGAUGACUUAGGAUUUGAUCCUUUUAUCGAGACUCAAAAAGCCUUAGCUGAAUUAAUUGAAAAUGAGGAAGAACAACAGAACAACAGUGUGAAUACGAGUAACAAUUCUGCUGUUGGCUCCUCAAAAUUAUUACAUCUUCAGCCGCCGCAACAGCACAAGACACAAGUGAAUAAUCAACAACAAAUGUUAGAUUAUAUGCAGCGAGCUCGCAUGCCACCUCCUGGCUUUAAUCAUAUGAAUACGUAUGGAUUUGGAGCUCCCAGAAUACAAAACAAUAGCAAAAUUUUACCAUUUAUGAAUUUAAAUACAAACGCUACAGGGAAUACAAAUGGACAGCCUAUGCAACAACAAUUACCGAUAUCCAAUAGCACAUGGAAUACACAUUUAGGCGGUUUUCAACAGCAAAAUCAACAACUUAGUGACUCGCAAAUUCGUCAGAUGAACACAAAUCAAAUGCAAAAUACUGGACCUCAAAAAGGUUAUACUGGUAACGAUUGGACUGCUAUGGACCCAGCUAUACUCUCAUUUCGCCAAUUUUCUACUUUCCCACAACAAGCUUCGAUUGGACCACCACACUUGCAGCAACAUCAGCAGCAGGACAUUUUUAUGCAACAAAUGGCUCAACAACAGCAGUCCGCUGGACUUGCUGGAUUCAAUGGACAGACACAACUUCAUGGAGGCAGUGGUCUAUCUAGUUCUAUUUUAAAUUCACAGCAAAGUUCGCAGUCUCAUGUAAAUGCGAAUGUCCAAGGAAUGUUAGAAUAUUUAAAAAAUCGUCAAUUUGUCUAAUUAUUUUUUAUCCAAU
Molecule: messenger RNA, 4226 nt
Organism: Glossina fuscipes
Lineage: Eukaryota; Metazoa; Arthropoda; Insecta; Diptera; Glossinidae
Gene: Cnot4
Product: homeobox protein 5
Exons: 18
Coding region: 671-4210 (1179 amino acids)
Biological process (GO): protein ubiquitination
Cellular component (GO): CCR4-NOT complex
Molecular function (GO): metal ion binding; RNA binding; ubiquitin-protein transferase activity
Source: RefSeq, a predicted model, not a curated record